CGAAAGUGAUGGCGACACUCUGAAUGUUGAUCUUCAUUGCCGUGAAGGUGGACGAGAUUUGGACAAGCUGACUCAUGAAGUGGAGUCUGUUGCGGAAGGUGAAGGAGCCCUACCUGGCCUUCGAGGUACAACCCGUCAUGCAUCUCAGUUUUCGCUUGUCGAGGUUCCGACUCGACCAGACACUCCCUCUGCGGACAUAGUUGUGAAUGAAAGUCCUCCUCGAGAAAGUAGUAAUACUAGGGAACAGGAGGAUCAAUUGUUUCUCACCACCAGACAGGAGCAGCAGAUGUUUCAUUUUCAAGACGAG
Messenger RNA from Amoebophrya sp. A25, 307 nucleotides. The record is from the annotation of a GenBank genome assembly. NCBI's taxonomy places the organism in Eukaryota, Dinophyceae, Syndiniales, Amoebophryaceae.